AUGGUUACACGUCCGCAAGUCAAGCGGCAUACGAAUGUCCCCGCCCCCACGCUGGUCGACUAUAUCACCCGUGAAACAGAAUGGGGUAAUUUCGCAUAUACCCUUAUGACUGAGGUACCUGGUCGGCCGCUCAGUGAGGUUGCACACAGUCUAUCCGACGACGAGUUGGAGACAAUUGGACUGCAGCUACGAGGAUACGUCGAAGAACUCCGAGCUAUUCCGAACCCGCAUUCGAACCAAGUCUGCAGUGCGUCUGGAGGAUCCAUCCACUGUCCUCAAUUUACACUCUCGUGGGACAUUCCUGCGUAUGUGGAUGUGGCUGCAUUUUACGCUUGGUUGCGGAUCAUGGUGGGCGAAUACUGGGAGUGUUGCAUGAAAGGGAAGCUCGAGCCGGUAUUCGCGAAAUUCGCUGGACCGACGGUCUUUACGCAUGGUGACCUCGCGGAUCGGAACAUUAUGAUACGGAACGGCAAGAUAUCAGGAUUGAUCGACUGGGAGACGGCGGCGUGGAUGCCUGUGUAUUGGGAGUACUACACAUCGCUCUCGGAUAACUUUCGCCACACUGCGCCAUUUAGUACGAUUAUCAAGGGUGCUUUGAAGGAGCAUUACGCUGAUGCAGCGAGGGCAAUUGGGUUGGCUGGAGCUGCGAUUCGGGGUAUCGAUCCAUGUAAAAAGUAUUAG
Molecule: messenger RNA, 681 nt
Organism: Dacryopinax primogenitus
Lineage: Eukaryota; Fungi; Basidiomycota; Dacrymycetes; Dacrymycetales; Dacrymycetaceae
Exons: 1
Coding region: 1-681 (226 amino acids)
Source: RefSeq, a predicted model, not a curated record